AUCUGACAUCCAGCGCGCAGAAACGCGCCGCCGCUCUCCCCCCUCCUCCUCUUCCAAAACGCCCCGGAUGAGACCAGCGGCAGCAGGCGACAUUCAGAGCUCCAUGGUCGUGUGAUCCGGUCAGACAUAGAGCGCAACAAUCAUCGGAUCGGACUGCAGCAAAGGGACCGUCAGCCACUGCUGGAAUCCUGACAUUUUCCACGCAGACGCGGUUCUGAGAAAAUCCGCGCAGAAGACGAACAGGCGAGGAGGAGAGUGAGGCGAAGUGGCACAUUUCUCCGCUUGCGGUGUCCGAUUUCCUCGGUGAAAGAGCAAGCAGACAGGCUGCCUCACUCUAAGCUAUGGAAUGCUUCCUGCUCCCAGCAUCUCUAGUCUCCAAUCUUUGGACUGAGCUUCUUACACUUAGUUAGCAGCUGUGCUUCUCCCCUCGAACUCUUUCUAAACCAGGGGACAAAAAGAAGAAGCAGGCUUACCAAGUCUUCCACGGAAGACGCCGAGCACCUUUUUCUUUUUUUAAGAAUAAUUAAAGAUUAGUUUACUUUUUCUCCAGCUUGGAUUUGUGCUCUGAUAACAUCCUAUCAAGAUGGAUCUGGAACCGUAUCUGUGGAUGGUGAUUAUUGGCUUCAUCAUCGCCUUCAUUCUGGCUUUCUCCGUGGGGGCCAACGAUGUGGCCAACUCCUUCGGAACAGCGGUGGGAUCUGGUGUGGUCACUCUGAAGCAGGCCUGCAUCCUGGCAUCCAUCUUUGAGACGUUGGGCUCGAUGCUGCUCGGCGCCAAAGUGGGUGAGACCAUUCGGAAGGGCAUCAUAGAUGUCAACCUCUACAACGAAACGGUGCCCGUCCUCAUGGCAGGGGAGGUCAGCGCUAUGGUCGGAUCCGCUGUCUGGCAGCUCAUUGCCUCCUUCCUCAAACUGCCCAUCUCUGGGACUCACUGCAUCGUUGGAGCCACCAUUGGCUUCUCCAUGGUGGCCAUCGGCACAAAGGGUGUUCAGUGGAUGCAGCUUGUCAAAAUUGUGGCUUCUUGGUUCAUCUCACCCUUGCUCUCUGGACUCAUGUCUGGACUCCUCUUCUUGCUCAUCAGGUACUUCAUCCUCAACAAGGAGGAUUCAGUCCCAAAUGGUCUGCGGGCGCUGCCUCUCUUCUAUGCCACCACCAUUGGGAUUAACACUUUCUCUAUCAUGUACACUGGAGCCCCAUUGCUCGGAUUGGAAAUGCUGCCGGUUUGGGCCAUCUUCCUCAUCACGUUAGCCGGCUCGCUGGUCUGUGCCGCACUGGUCUGGAUAUUUGUCUGUCCUUGGCUAAAAAGAAAGAUAGCAAGUCGCUUAAAGAAGGAGCAAGCUCUGUCCAGGAUAUCCGAUGAAAGCCUUGAUAAGAUUCCCGAGGAGGAAGAAGAAAGCCCUGUCUUCAAAGAGCUGCCCGGAGCAAAAGGCACAGACGAGGCCGUGGUGCCGCUCACUGGAGGCAGCAGUGACAGGAGCACCAGAGACUCCAGCGGAGAGCUCGCCAACUCUGCAAAUGGAGGCAGUAUCCUGCCAAACGGCAGGGUGUACGGUCGAACUCACUCCAUGACCAACGGCUGCCUCAAAUCACCUGUCGCUAACGGCAGCUUCACCUUCGAUGGCCACAUGCGCAGCGAUGGCCAAGUGUACCACACGGUCCACAAAGACUCCGGCCUCUACAAAGACCUGCUUCACAAGAUCCACCUGGGCCGCAUGGAUGACGGCGAACGCUCGGGUGCUCAACAAGCUGACAACAAUUACCGUCUGCUGCGCCGCAACAACAGCUACACCUGCUACACAGCAGCGAUAUGCGGCAUGCCCGUCCAGCCGGUCAGGCGCUCCGAGUCCCGUGAUGACAGCGAGAAGCUUGUGGGUGAGGCUGGCGGCAGGAGCAACAGCGUGUCCUACUCAAAGAAGCGGAUACGCUACGACAGCUACUCGUCGUACUGCAACGCCGUGGCCGAGGCGGAGAUCGAAGCAGAGGAGGGAGGGGUGGAGCUAAAGCUGGGUGCAGAGCUGGAGGGGGUGGAGGAAGAAGGAGGUCAGGCCCCGGUGCCGAUCGAUGACUUGGCAGAAGAAGAGAAUGAGGAGAAAGACAAGUCGGAGGUGUUUCUGCUUUUCCACUUCCUGCAGAUCCUUACCGCCUGCUUCGGGUCUUUCGCCCAUGGAGGCAACGAUGUCAGUAAUGCCAUUGGGCCCCUGGUGGCGCUGUGGAUGAUUUAUGACCAGGGAGGCGUCAUGCAGGAUGCUGCCACUCCAAUCUGGCUGCUCUUUUAUGGCGGUGUGGGCAUCUGUGCUGGCCUGUGGGUGUGGGGACGGCGUGUCAUCCAGACCAUGGGGAAGGACCUGACUCCCAUCACCCCGUCAAGCGGAUUUUGCAUUGAAGUAAUGAGUGCGCUAACAGUGCUUAUUGCAUCAAAUGUGGGCAUCCCAAUAAGCUCCACCCACUGCAAGGUGGGCUCAGUCGUAGCCGUGGGCUGGAUCCGCUCCCAGAAAGCUGUGGACUGGCACCUCUUCAGGAACAUCUUCCUAGCCUGGUUCGUCACGGUGCCAGUGGCCGGCCUGUUCAGUGCUGCCGUCAUGGCCCUGUUCGUCUACGGCAUCCUGCCCUACGUCUGAGGGGGGCGUGGCUGGGAGGGCGAGCGGUGGAGAAGGGGAGUCAGAGAGGGGGAAACUUGGAAAGAAAUCGUAGCGUGGGUAAUGAUGAUGGAAGGCUAGCAGAACCGAGGGCGAGGAAAGAAAAGUAGGAAGAAUCUGCAGAGGUUUACAAAUGGACUUUGGUUGUACUAUGGAGGAUGUGAGGAGGGUUGGUUCCCACGCUGCCUGGCUCUGAUGUCCAGAUAUCCUCUUAACUCAUCUGAGUUUCAAUCAGUUCAUAAUUAUUCUCUUUUCGGGGAGAAAAUGCACCAUUCAAUCUGCUGUACAUACAAUAAUAGGAAACUUUCCUUUUAAUUAAAAAA
Molecule: messenger RNA, 2958 nt
Organism: Cyprinodon tularosa
Lineage: Eukaryota; Metazoa; Chordata; Actinopteri; Cyprinodontiformes; Cyprinodontidae
Gene: slc20a2
Product: solute carrier family 20 member 2
Exons: 11
Coding region: 584-2617 (677 amino acids)
Biological process (GO): phosphate ion transmembrane transport
Cellular component (GO): membrane
Molecular function (GO): phosphate transmembrane transporter activity
Source: RefSeq, a predicted model, not a curated record